Molecule: messenger RNA, 318 nt
Organism: Neurospora hispaniola
Lineage: Eukaryota; Fungi; Ascomycota; Sordariomycetes; Sordariales; Sordariaceae
Exons: 2
Coding region: 1-318 (105 amino acids)
Source: RefSeq, a predicted model, not a curated record
AUGUCUGAUCCUCUUACAUCGACCACCUCCAGGUCGCUUCAGACUGGGCAUCCCGAGCUUGUGGUCCAGUAUGGAGAUUCAGAUCAAGAUGCCCGAGACGAUGGGUUGGAUGCUAAGCCGUCUGGCCAUCCGGAUGACCUCAUGCCGGCCUACCUUCGUAAGGCUGCAGCUGCCAGGUCCUUCCUCUACUUGUCCAGUGUAACAAGCGACCCGCGACAACCUAAAGUGGCCUCCGAGUCCGCCAUGGCUACACAAAAGUUGUCACCGGGCCGCCCAACCAUCCCGUCAGACCCCUCUGUUGGCAUGCCCGGGCUGUAG